Messenger RNA from Oppiella nova, 694 nucleotides. The record is from the annotation of a GenBank genome assembly. Lineage: Eukaryota; Metazoa; Arthropoda; Arachnida; Sarcoptiformes; Oppiidae.
AUUGAAUCCGUGUUUCACUGUUUGUUGUCCUCUAAGGCUCUGACGUCCGCACAAACAUUGGCUGCAAUCACACAUCACAUCCAACACAUCCAUCUGAUCCAUGAGCUGAACACGUGUUGAGAUGCGAAGAGUGAGUCCAAACCGUUACCCGAGUGUGGGGACAGCCGUUUUUGAGUCAUCCAGUCAUCACUCAUUACUUCUGAACGGAUUGAAUGAAUUGCGAUCCAAUGGACAACUCUUUGACGUGACUUUGAUCGCCGGCGGAACCGAUGGCAACAAAUUCUCGGCCCAUCGGGUGGUGCUGUCCGCCUGUUCCGACUACUUCAGAGCCAUGUUUACGGAUCAGGUGUUUAUGGAGACCCAACAGAAGGAGAUUGUUCUCAAUGGAGUCACCAAUGAAGGUCUUCACUAUAUCCUUGAGUUCGCGUAUACCUCGCGAUUGGCCCUCAACUUGUCUAACAUUCAGGACGUGUUGUCGACCGCAUCUCAUGUCCAGAUGCAGGACGUGGUUCAGGCCUGCAGUGACUAUUUGGAGGAACAGAUAAUUGUCGACAAUUGUCGAGAUUUGGCCACAAUCGCAGACACCUACUCUUUGUGGCAGUUAUCCAAAAGAGUUUAUCACUUCAUUUGUUCCAAUCUGUUGUCAUUCUCGCGAACCAAUGAAUUACAGCGACUCACUGCCCAUCAAUUGACG